AUGGUUGCGCAUAGUAUUUUGUUGCUCGGCACAGCAUUUAACAAAAAUAAUUUUUACAAUCAUUUUAAAUUUAUAAAAACGUACGGAGACUACAUUUGGAUAGAGCCCGUUACAGGAAGAGAGUUCGACGUAGCGAUCGGAGCAAGGGUUGUAUCAGCAGAAGGAAGAAGGAUUCAAGUAAAAGACGACGACAGCAAGGAACAAUGGCUGACUCCAGAGCGUCGAAUAAAAGCCAUGCAUGCCACUUCUGUCCAAGGAGUCGAAGAUAUGAUCUCGUUGGGCGACCUUCACGAAGCUGGAAUUCUAAGGAAUCUCCUUAUCAGAUACAAUGAAAAUUUAAUUUAUACGUAUACGGGGUCAAUAUUAGUAGCUGUAAAUCCAUAUCAAAUUCUUCCCAUAUAUACGGCGGAGCAAAUAAAACUUUACAAGGAUAAAAAAAUUGGAGAACUUCCACCCCACAUAUUUGCUAUCGGAGAUAAUGCUUAUACUCACAUGAAGAGAUAUGGCCACGACCAAUGUAUUGUUAUCAGUGGAGAAAGUGGAGCUGGAAAAACUGAAAGCACAAAGUUAAUUUUACAAUAUUUAGCCGCCAUCAGUGGUAAGCAUUCUUGGAUAGAGCAACAAAUAUUAGAAGCUAAUCCGAUAUUAGAAGCUUUUGGGAAUGCUAAAACCAUACGUAACGACAAUUCUUCUCGUUUUGGAAAGUACAUUGAUAUUCAUUUCAACAGUCAGGGAGUCAUUGAAGGGGCUAAAAUAGAGCAAUAUUUACUAGAAAAAUCUAGAAUAGUGUCGCAAAAUACGGACGAAAGAAACUAUCACGUUUUUUAUUGCAUACUAGCCGGACUUACAAAAGAAGAAAAACAAAAACUUGAUUUAGGAGAACCCAAUCAAUAUAGAUAUUUGACUGGAGGAGGAAGCACUACUUGCGAAGGAAGAGAUGACGCCGCGGAAUUUGCAGACAUUAGAUCGGCAAUGAAAGUUUUAUUAUUUUCCGAUCAAGAAAUUUGGGAAAUACUUAAACUUUUGGCAGCCCUUCUUCAUACGGGAAAUAUUAAAUAUAAAGCUGCCGUUAUAGAUAAUUUAGAUGCAACUGAGAUUCCAGAUCAUAGCAACGUGGAACGAGUUGCCGGUUUACUAGGGGUGCCAUUACAACCGCUUAUUAGUGCUUUAACGAGGAAAACAAUUUUUGCAAAUGGCGAAACUGUUAUUUCAACGUUAUCCCGCGACCAGUCAGUUGAUGUUAGAGACGCUUUUGUGAAAGGAAUAUACGGUCGAUUGUUUAUAUUUAUAGUAAAAAAAAUUAAUAGUGCAAUUUAUAAACCUCGAGGUUCUACGAGAAGUGCAAUAGGUGUUUUAGACAUUUUCGGUUUCGAAAAUUUCAAUACAAAUAGUUUCGAACAAUUUUGUAUUAAUUAUGCCAACGAGAAUUUGCAACAAUUUUUCGUCCAGCAUAUUUUUAAAUUAGAACAGGAGGAAUAUAAUAUCGAAGGUAUCAAUUGGCAGCAUAUAGAAUUUGUGGAUAAUCAAGAUUCGUUGGAUUUAAUAGCGAUAAAGCAAUUGAAUAUAAUGGCGCUCAUUGACGAAGAAUCUAAAUUUCCAAAGGGAACGGAUCAAACCAUGUUGGCUAAACUUCAUAAAACUCACAGCAGUCACAGAAAUUAUUUAAAACCGAAAUCAGACAUCAAUACUUCAUUCGGUUUGAACCAUUUUGCCGGAAUCGUUUUCUACGACACGAGAGGAUUUUUAGAAAAAAACAGAGAUACGUUUAGUGCUGAUCUUUUACAGUUAGUUCACAUGUCUAAUAAUAAAUUUUUACAAUCGAUAUUUGCCGAAGAUAUUGGAAUGGGUUCGGAAACGAGAAAACGAACUCCAACGUUAUCGACGCAGUUUAAAAAAUCAUUAGACAGUUUAAUGAAAACCCUCAGUUCUUGUCAGCCAUUCUUCAUCAGAUGCAUAAAACCCAAUGAAUACAAAAAACCAAUGAUGUUUGACCGCGGUCUUUGUUGCCGACAAUUAAGGUAUUCAGGUAUGAUGGAAACAAUAAGAAUUAGAAGAGCAGGUUAUCCGAUUCGUCAUAGUUUUAAAGAAUUUGUCGAGAGAUACAGAUUUUUAAUACCGGGAAUUCCUCCGGCUCAUAAGGGUGAUUGCAGAACUGCGACUACAAAAAUUUGUCAAGCCGUUCUUGGUCGUUCCGAUUAUCAAUUGGGUCACAAUAAAGUAUUUUUAAAAGAUGCUCACGAUUUGUUUCUGGAACAAGAAAGAGAUAGAGUUUUGACGCGUAAAAUAUUAAUAUUACAAAGAUCCAUCCGCGGUUGGGUUUACAGAAGAAGAUUUAUUAAAAUGAAAAAUGCAGCUAUGACGAUACAAAAAUACUGGAAAGGAUGGGCGCAAAGACGGCGAUAUCAACGAAUGCGUGGAGGAUACAUGAGACUCCAGGCUUUGAUAAGAUCCCGCGUGUUAUCUCACAGGUUUAGACACUUGAGAGGUCACGUGGUCGCUCUUCAAGCACGUAUAAGAGGGUAUCUUAUUCGUCGUAUGUUCAAAACGAAAAUAUGGGCUAUAAUUAAAAUACAAGCUCACGUGAGAAGGAUGAUAGCACAAAAAAGAUAUAAGAAAAUUAAGUAUGAUUAUCGACAUCAUCUCGAAGCUCUACGUUUAAGAAAAUUAGAAGAAAGAGAAUUGAAAGAAGCAGGAAAUAAAAGAGCUAAAGAAAUAGCUGAACAAAAUUAUAGGAAACGAAUGAAAGAACUAGAAAGAAAAGAAAUAGAAUUGGAAAUGGAAGAACGACGUCAAAUGGAAAUAAAGAAAAAUUUGAUAAAUGAUGCGGCUAAAAAACAAGAUGAACCGGUCGAUGAUAGUAAAUUGGUCGAAGCCAUGUUUGAUUUUCUUCCGGAUUCGAGUAGCGAAGCACCGACGUCAACAAGAGAAACUUCCGUUUUUAACGAUUUACCAUCUCCAAAAGCAGAUCCUCACGAAAUAAUAAGUCCCAUGCAUGUUCCAUCCGAAGACGAAGAAGAUUUAUCGGAAUUUAAAUUUCAUAAAUUUGCUGCCACUUAUUUUCAAGGGAAUAUGACUCAUCAAUACUCGAGAAAACCGUUAAAACAUUCGUUAUUACCUCUUCACACACAGGGCGAUCAACUGGCUGCUCAAGCUCUCUGGAUUACAAUACUCAGAUUUACGGGAGAUUUAGCCGAACCAAGAUGCCAUACUAUGGACAGAGAUACUACGUCAGUUAUGUCUAAAGUGACAGCUACACUAGGAAGAAAUUUUAUUAGGAGUAAAGAAUUUCAAGAAGCUCAAAUGAUGGGUUUAGAUCCGGACUCAUUCAUGAAGCAAAAGCCUCGGUCCAUAAGGCAUAAAUUAGUAUCAUUGACCUUGAAAAGAAAGAACAAAUUGGGUGAAGAUGUCAGACGUAGAUUACAAGAAGAUGAAUAUACGGCGGAUAGUUAUCAACACUGGUUGGAAUCUCGACCGACGACAAAUUUAGAAAAACUUCAUUUUAUUAUCGGACACGGAAUUCUUCGAGCUGAAUUAAGGGAUGAAAUUUAUUGUCAAAUAUGUAAACAACUUACGGCGAACCCUUCAAAAUCAUCUCAUGCGAGGGGAUGGAUUCUCCUUUCUCUAUGCGUGGGUUGUUUUUCACCGAGCGAAAAGUUUGUCAAUUAUUUACGUGCAUUCAUAAGAGAAGGCCCUCCCGGAUACGCUCCUUACUGCGAAGAUAGAUUGAAAAGAACUUUUAACAACGGAACUAGAAAUCAACCUCCCAGCUGGCUAGAACUUCAAGCUACCAAAUCGAAAAAACCAAUUAUGCUUCCCAUUACCUUUAUGGAUGGAAAUACGAAAACAUUAUUGGCAGAUUCUGCAACCACGGCACGGGAACUUUGCAAUCAACUCUCCGAUAAAAUUGGUUUGAAAGAUCAAUUCGGUUUUUCAUUAUACAUUGCUUUAUUCGAUAAGGUUUCGUCUUUGGGUAGCGGAGGCGACCACGUAAUGGAUGCAAUUUCUCAAUGCGAACAAUAUGCCAAAGAACAGGGAGCUCAAGAGCGAAACGCACCUUGGAGAUUGUUUUUUAGAAAGGAAAUUUUUGCUCCCUGGCACGAGCCUACGGAUGAUCAAGUGGCCACAAACUUGAUAUAUCAGCAAGUCGUGAGGGGUGUGAAAUUUGGAGAAUAUCGAUGUGACAAAGAAGAAGAUUUAGCUAUGAUUGCCGCACAGCAAUACUACAUAGAAUACGGUACGGAUAUGAACGUCGAACGUCUUUUCACAUUGUUACAAAGUUACAUACCGGAUUAUUGUCUCACGAAUAACGAAAAAUCAGUUGAUAGAUGGGCGCAACUUAUUGUUAUGGCAUAUAAAAAGAGUUACUACCUUAAAGAAAAAGUUGUGGCAUUGCGUGUGAAAGAAGAUGUCGUCAGUUAUGCCAAAUUCAAAUGGCCUCUUUUAUUUUCUAGAUUUUACGAAGCUUAUAGAAACUCAGGACCCAACCUUCCCAAAAACGACGUCAUAAUCGCUGUGAAUUGGACGGGAGUGUACGUGGUCGAUGAUCAAGAACAAGUUUUAUUAGAGCUUUCGUUUCCUGAAAUAAUGACAGUGGCCAGUCAAAAAACUAAUAAAGUUUUCACGCAAACGUUUACUUUAUCUACCGUACGAGCAGAAGAAUUUACUUUUCAAAGUCCAAAUGCUGAAGAUAUUAGGGAUCUCGUCGUUUAUUUCUUAGAAGGUCUGAAAAAACGUUCGAAAUUCGUGAUUGCUUUACAAGAUUAUCGAGCUCCAGGCGAAAGUUCUUCCUUUUUAUCUUUCGAACGAGGUGAUUUAAUUAUAUUGGAAGAUGAAAGUACCGGCGAAGCGGUCAUGAAUUCCGGUUGGUGUGUCGGAAGAUGCGAAAGAACAAACGAAAAAGGGGAUUUCCCUGCCGAAACCGUUUACGUCAUCCCGUGCCUUAAUAAACCUCCGAGUGAUAUUCUUGCUUUGUUCAGUUUGGAAUCAACAGAAAAUGGUAGAAGAGUCAAUCAUCAACACAUGAACGGAAAUGACAAUCAGGAGAGGCCUCAUAAUCUGUUGGAAUACGCUUUGGAUCAUUUUAGGCCUCCACCAAAAAGAACCGUAUCGAAAACGUUAACUUUAUCAUCGGCACGAAAAGGUCCCCCAGAUGAACUUUGGAGGCAUUCAAGGGAUCCGAUAAAACAACCUCUUUUGAAAAAAUUAUUAUGUAAAGAUGAAUUAUCCGAAGAGGCUUGCUAUGCUUUCACCGCCGUACUUAAAUACAUGGGAGAUUUACCGUCUAAAAGACCGAGAAUAACCAACGAGUACACCGAUCAAAUUUUCGACGGACCUUUAAAACACGAAAUUUUACGGGAUGAAAUUUACUGCCAAAUAAUGAAACAGUUGACCGAUAAUAGAAAUCGUAUCAGCGAAGAAAGAGGAUGGGAAUUGAUGUGGUUGGCCACGGGAUUGUUCGCGUGCAGUCAAAAUUUACUAAAAGAACUUUCGAUGUUUUUGAGAACACGAAGACAUCCCAUAUCUCAGGAUUCGUUUCAAAGACUCCAGAAAACGUUGAGAAACGGUCAAAGAAAAUAUCCGCCGCAUCAAGUCGAAGUCGAAGCCAUACAACACAAAACGACACAAAUAUUUCACAAAGUUUAUUUUCCGGAUGACACGGACGAAGCUUUCGAAGUCGAUUCGUCGACGAAAGCAAAAGAUUUUUGCCACAACAUAUCGCAAAGGUUAAAUUUAAGGUCGAGCGAAGGUUUUAGCCUUUUUGUUAAAAUAGCCGAUAAAGUUAUAUCCGUGCCAGAGGGAGAUUUUUUCUUCGAUUUCGUGAGACAUUUAACGGAUUGGAUAAAAAAAGCAAGACCGUCAAGAGAUGGUACGACGCCGCAAUUCACCUAUCAAGUGUUUUUCAUGAAAAAACUAUGGACGAAUACGGUACCUGGAAAGGAUAGAAACGCGGAUAUCAUUUUUCAUUAUCAUCAAGAACUACCGAAACUUUUAAGAGGAUAUCAUAAAUGCACGAAAGAAGAAGCAUCUCGAUUGGCUGCACUCGCUUAUAGAGUUCGUUUCGGUGAAAGCAAACAAGAACUACAAACGAUACCUCAAAGGUUGCGGGAUUUGCUUCCGUCAGAUUUGAUAAAAGCUCAAAGCGCCAACGAUUGGAAGAGGAGUAUAGUGACGUCAUACAAUCAAGAUGCUGGAAUGAGUUCGGAAGAUGCCAAAAUAACAUUUUUAAAAAUAACAUAUAGAUGGCCGACGUUCGGUUCGGCAUUUUUCGAAGUCAAACAAACGACCGAACCAAAUUAUCCCGAAUUGUUAUUGAUAGCCAUAAACAAACACGGGGUUAGCUUGAUACAUCCCCAAACGAAGGAGAUAUUAGUGACUCAUCCAUUUACGAGAAUAUCAAAUUGGUCAUCCGGAAAUACGUAUUUUCACAUGACGAUAGGAAAUCUCGUAAGAGGUUCGAAAUUAUUAUGCGAAACGUCAUUGGGAUACAAAAUGGACGAUUUACUCACGUCGUAUAUUUCACUCAUGCUCAGCAACAUAAACAAACAAAAAUCCCUGAGAAUAAAAUAG
Molecule: messenger RNA, 6567 nt
Organism: Pediculus humanus corporis (human body louse)
Lineage: Eukaryota; Metazoa; Arthropoda; Insecta; Psocodea; Pediculidae
Product: myosin VII, putative
Exons: 27
Coding region: 1-6567 (2188 amino acids)
Cellular component (GO): cytoskeleton; myosin complex
Molecular function (GO): cytoskeletal motor activity; ATP binding; protein binding
Source: RefSeq, a predicted model, not a curated record